This is a messenger RNA of Astrephomene gubernaculifera, 476 nucleotides long. The record is from the annotation of a GenBank genome assembly. Lineage: Eukaryota; Viridiplantae; Chlorophyta; Chlorophyceae; Chlamydomonadales; Astrephomenaceae.
GGAGCCGCAACUGCAGCCUGGGGGCGAGGAGGCUGGAGUGGUGGGAGAAGGAGGAGGAGGAGGCAAGCAGGAGGGGGAGCAGCAGGAGGGGGAGCAGCAAGGGGCACGGCAGGAGGAGGUGCCAGGACUGCAGGCGGCUGUGGGUGCUGCGGGGCCGGAGGAGGUGAAGGUGCAGGCUGCCGAGGUCUCCCCAUCUGAGACCACCAUGCCGCCCGCCUCCGCAUCCUCAGCAACACCAGCGGCACCAGUUAGAGAAGCCCCAGGCAAACCCACCCCUGCAUCUCCCUCUCCUCCCACCUCCUCCUCCGCCUCCUCCUCUGCUGCCGUGAGCUCUGCGAUGCUGGCUGCGUUGCAGCGGUGGCGGCGCAGUCCCGCGGGUCGGUCCAUGGCGGCCGCUCGCGCCGCGCUGCCCAUUGCCGCCAUCCGCGGGGAGUUGCUGGCGGCGCUGGAGGCGGGGGACGUGGUGGUCGUGAGCG